Adineta ricciae is the source of this 474-nucleotide messenger RNA. Lineage: Eukaryota; Metazoa; Rotifera; Eurotatoria; Adinetida; Adinetidae. The record is from the annotation of a GenBank genome assembly.
AUGUCAAUUGGGAGUAUUUCUAUCACUCAGGAGUCGGCUGAUUCGCGUCAUUUACCUGUCGAUGUAAGAAUUGCCAUGGUUUGGGAUACAGAUGACACUGACGUAGAUUUACAUGUUAUUGAACCUUCAGGUGAAGAAUGUUAUUACGGUCAUAAGAAUACUGCUAUUGGUGGAAUGAUUACUCGAGAUUUUACGCAAGGUUGUUGGCCGAAAGAAUGUUUGGUACGUAAAGCCGUUAAAAGAACAUAUAUCGUUCGAGCAAAAUAUUUUGCGAAUCAUCAGCAAAGUUUAACUGGUGGAACCAGUGUUAAAAUCGCCAUCGGUGGUUGUAAAGCGAAUCGGCGUCGGUUUUUCUCAGAUUUUUUUAGAGCUCAUCAAGUUGUCCUUGGAAUCAGUGUUGGAUUGAUUGGAACCUACUCUGAAACGAAUCCGCUUAAGAAAAUGCCGAAUCCUGCCCGAAGGUAUCCUACGUGA